UGAAAUAUCAGCACCCAUUGAACCAAAAAAGACGUCGCACAAACAGAAAAUCCCAUCUACAGUGUGGAUUUGAUUGGAGGGGGGGAGCAUUUUUUUCUCAUAUUCUCUUACCAAAAUGGAACUUUGAAAAUACGGAAUGACUAUAAUUUCCAAUUUCCUGAAGUUGAAGCUGUUGAUUUUGUGAUAUUGUAAUCCCUUAACACUAUCUUUUGUCACUUGUCAUUUGCGAAUAUCCAUACGCACAGUAACUACUCAAUUCUCCAUUUGCCCGGGUAAUGUUAGAGCAGUAAUAAAAGAACAACAGAAAACAAAGAACGACACACCAGCCGUUCUUUCUUGUCAUCGGAGUUAAAAAUAAGAGAAGAAGAAAGGAUAAAAAAUGUUUGUCAGCUUAAAUUCACCCUUUAAGCCUUGUUUUUACUAGUGACGCAAGCUCAAGCGCAGACGCAAGCUCAAGCGCAAGAGAGUUGCAGUCGACACAGCAAUAAGCGCAAGCAUAAGCGCAAUGCAUCACAAGGAAUGCAAGGAUUUCAAAGACCGCAACAAUAAGCGAAAAGCUUGGGAAGAGGUUACCCAAGAAAUGGGGAUAAAACAAGGUAUGAUACAACGUAUGCCACCAAGACACAAACGAUUCGAUUCGACUUGGCGACUCGCACUUGGAUCUAUUAACCACCUUCCAUGUACCUUUUUCAAAAACAAUGGCAUGUCAGUGAUACAGAACAACUUGAUUAAUCAAAGCAAGAUUAUUCUGCGUGUUGCCCGAGGGAUACAAACAUGCCCAACCGGGAACAAAAUAUCUUAUUGCUAUGGAUCCAAAACAUAUUCUACGAGUUCCUCGAGAUCGGCUUCAACCAGAGUCAAGAGCCUUUCUGAGAUACCAGGCCCAGCGAAGAUGUCCAUUGUUACCUCCAUGUGGAAAGUAUUACAAUCAGAACGGGAAGGAACGCAUAUGGGGAGAAGAUUUCUAGAAAGACACACACAGAACAUCGAAAGAUACGGCAAAUUGUACAAGCGAGAAGCACAAUCGACAAUAGUCUAUGUAGCCGAUGUCAACGACGCGGAAAAGAUUUUACGAUACGAGGCAAAGUACCCUCAUAGAAUCGAAGAUCCGGUUAUAAGUCACUACAUGGCAAAAAGACAGGCAAUUCCUGGGGUUUUCUUUUCAAACGGUAAUCUAUGGUACAAGCACAGAAGAGCUAUCAGCAAGAAGCUUCUCGUCCCCCGUAUGGUCGAGCAAUACGUGCCGACUUAUAACGCGAUUGUCGAUGACUUUUUAGCACGUCUAAGCUUCAUUAAAGGCCCCGAGGGAUCAUCUUACGAAAACGAAGUGUCAAAUCUUCAGGAUGAACUUUUCAGAUUUGCAUUUGAAUCUGUUGGCUUCCUCCUUUUUGAUAAACGGUUUGGGUUGGUUGAUGGAGGAGAGGACAUGAGACCUGAAGUAGCGUUAUUUGCAAAGUCUUUGGAUGGAUUUCUGAGGAACAUUGUAGGAGUUUCAGAUCUCCCACUGUGGUUUUACAAGCUGUAUGAGACAAGAACCUAUAAAGAUGUGAUGAGGAGUUUAGAAGGCAUGUACCACUGUGCAAGUGUCUUUGUUGAUGAAAGGAUAAAAGAAAUGGAACAAGAACAGAUAUGCAAAGACUUUGAAAAAGAUGUCACUAGAUUGGAUUUUUUCACAUUUUUGUUGUUGAGAGGAAAUCUUAAAAAGGAAGAUCUACUUUCUAGUGUUAUAGAUCUCAUAUUUGCUGGGUCCGAUACCACAGCAAAUACAUUUCAGUGGGCUUUAUACUUAAUGGGUAAAAAUCCUAAAAAACAGGAGAAAUUGCACAGAGAAGUUAGGUCAGUUUUGGGGGCUAAUGAUUGCCCUACAAGUCAACACAUUUCAAAUAUGCCAUAUGUGACUGCUUGGCUAAAGGAAACUCUGCGCAUGUACGGAACAGUUCCUUUUGUGACUCGAAAGCUUCCAGUUGAAAUCACCCUUCAGGGUUAUAAAAUCCCAGCUUGGACUAGCUUUGUGAUCCUUACUUCGGUCAUAAGCAGAGAUAAAGACAAUUUUGAUGAACCUUUAGUAUUUAGACCAGAGCGGUGGUUGAGGGACGACACAGGACAAAAAAGGGAAACCUUCAAUGCACUUGCAUCAUUACCAUUUGGUUUUGGUAAAAGAAUGUGUGUUGGACGCCGCAUUGCAGAGCUAGAGCUUCGUAUUUUGUUGGCAAAGACAACCCUGAAGUUUAAGGUUGCAUAUCCCCAUGAAGAUAGAAUAGAGCCUUUCAUGAGAGCAACUCUUAUUCCUGAUCUGCCAUUGAGAGUUAGCUUCAUUGAUCGCAAACGCUAGCGGUUGCUAUGAUUAAUAUUGGAUGCCUGUCCAAGCCUUGCUCUGGGGUAUUUUAUGCACAGUUGUAAAUAACCUAAAAAUUGUGUUUAAAAAAUUGUGUUACUAAAAAAAAAUUAUCACCGCUUAUUAAUUUAGUGGUGGUUGUGAUAAUAUGAUAAAUUGUAAAGAUGAUGAUAAUGAUUAGUGA
This is a messenger RNA of Nematostella vectensis (starlet sea anemone), 2519 nucleotides long. RefSeq names its product 1,25-dihydroxyvitamin D(3) 24-hydroxylase, mitochondrial. Gene Ontology annotation, cellular component: mitochondrial inner membrane. The record is from RefSeq and is a predicted model, not a curated record. NCBI's taxonomy places the organism in Eukaryota, Metazoa, Cnidaria, Anthozoa, Actiniaria, Edwardsiidae. Bases 506 to 2332 code for a protein of 608 amino acids. Gene Ontology annotation, biological process: cholesterol metabolic process; cortisol metabolic process; glucocorticoid biosynthetic process. The transcript is spliced from 3 exons. Gene Ontology annotation, molecular function: monooxygenase activity; heme binding; oxidoreductase activity, acting on paired donors, with incorporation or reduction of molecular oxygen.